Drosophila subobscura is the source of this 1429-nucleotide messenger RNA. Its product is annotated as presequence protease, mitochondrial-like. Gene Ontology annotation, molecular function: metal ion binding. Bases 500 to 1075 code for a protein of 191 amino acids. The transcript has 3 exons. NCBI's taxonomy places the organism in Eukaryota, Metazoa, Arthropoda, Insecta, Diptera, Drosophilidae. Gene Ontology annotation, biological process: protein processing. The record is from RefSeq and is a predicted model, not a curated record. Gene Ontology annotation, cellular component: mitochondrial matrix.
CUUUGUUAAAAAUAAUAAUCUCUAUUUGCUUGAUAUUAUAGCUAAAUACAAUGUUAUCACGGUUGAAAUUUAUGGGUUUGGCUUCGCAUAGGACGACUGUGCUGCGUGCUCAACGGUCAAGAACCAAUUGCAAAUUUGUGUCCAAAUUUUAUGACAUGUUAGGCGGUGAAAAUCUAAAGGAUGCGAAUUUAGCGUCCUUAGCUAAGCUGAAGUCUUUCAUUAAAUACAGUAGCAUGAACACAAAUUUAAUGAAGGCAAGCUGUAUUAUGUUUUCAAUGUGAACGCAUUGAACGGAUACCUGACUUUGACUUUCUCAGUUAAUUUUCGGGCCACACUUUUUGAUUCCACUGGUCUCCCGCAUAUUUUGGAACAUCUAUCGUUAUGUGGAUCAAAAAACUACCCCGAGACCCAUUCUUUAAGAUGCUUAGUCGCUCUGUAGCAACGUUCAUGAAUGCCAUGACAGGUCCUGAUUACACAUUAUAUCAUUUAUUAAGCAAGAAUGAAGUGGACGUUAGGAAUUUACAGGAACAUAUUUACUUCGAUGCAGUUUUCAAGCCCUAACCUUGCGUAUUUGGAUUUUCUUCAAGAGGGUUGGCGAUUAGAACAUAAGGACUUACAUAAUCGGAAGUCCGAACUUGUUAUCAAGGGUGUGGUUUAUAAUGAAAUGAAAGGCGCGUUUUCUGAGAACUCUCUAGUUUUUGGACAGAAUCUUCUCAAUAAUAUUUUACCCGACCACACAUAUGGACACGUAUACGGUGGAAAUCCAUUGGAGAUACCUAAAUUAACGCACGAGGACUUGAUUGAAUUCCAUCGCAAAUACUAUCAUCCAAGUAACGCCCGAAUCUACUCGUAUGGUUCUUUCGAUUUGACAAAGACGCUCGCGCUUAUUGAUAAAGAAUAUUUAUCUCUACACACCAGAAUAGACAACUCUUAUAGCCGUAUCCCUCUUCAACAGCGAUGGUCACAGCCACGACACGUACACAUUUCCAGCAGACUGGACAAUAUGGGCGCUGCUUUCGAUCGACAGAACCAAAUUGACAUUGCUUUGAAUAUGUGCGAGACUACCAAAAUAUAAGAAACGUUUGAAUUAAACGUCCUAUCCGAAAUAUUGAUCCGGGGACCUAACUCUGCGUUCUACAAGAGCACAAUAGAACCCACAUUUUCCGGGGGCUACAAUCAGAGCACUGGGUAUUCUUUAGAUACCAAGGAUACGUUUUUUGUCCACAUUUUGGUAAUGCUUUGUUAUUUAACUCAACAGCACUCUGGAACCAUGAUGGCGAUGUAAAGAGCACAAAACUAAUGAACUCGAUAAUGAAAAGUUGGAAGAAAUAUAUCAGAAUGGGUUGAAAUUGCACGCCUCUCAAAAGGCCACACCGAAUACUCACCUUUUGCCCUCUUUAACGCUAAGCGAUUUGUGAGAGAAUACGUC